CUGAGGAAUUAAUAAGCAACUCUCUGUCACAAUCUGGUUACGCAGGUCAUCCUCACAGGACCAGCCCAGAUAUGGCAGUCGUCCAGAUGCAGAAAAACACAAUGGGUACGACCAUGUUCCCUAGCAAGGUUACCACCGAGCAGCAGUCGUUGGUCCUGGUAAAACGGCUGCUAGCAGUGGCCAUCUCCUGCAUCACGUAUCUCCGAGGCCUCUUCCCUGAGCAUGCCUAUGGCACACGAUACCUGCAGGAUCUUUGCGUCAAGAUUCUAAGGGAGGAUGACAACUGCCCGGGAUCCUCUCAAAUUGUCAAAUGGAUGAUGGGAUGCUACGACGCUCUCCAGAAGAAGUAUCUGCGAAUGCUGAUUUUAGCCAUCUACACAAAUGAGGAAGAUCCUCAGACAAUCACGGAGUGUUACCAGUUUAAGUUCAAGUACCUGACGAGUGGGCCCACCAUGGACUUCGCAAGCAACAACAAGAAGAUCAGCACCACCAUGAGCUGUUCAGACACGAAGAAAGCCAGCAUCUUGCUCAUUCGCAAGCUCUACGUUCUGAUGCAGAGCCUGGGGCCCCUUCCUAAUGAUAUCUGCCUCAAAAUGAAGCUGUCUUAUUAUGACGAAGUGACUCCGCCAGACUACCAGCCUCCUGGCUUUAAAGAGGGCACCAUGGAUAACAUGAUGUUCGAGGGGGAGCCCGUCUUCCUGAGCGUGGGUGAGGUAGCCACUCCAUUCCAUGUCCUGAGGGUAAAGGUCACAACAGACAGUGAUCGCAUGGAGCAAAUUGACAAAGAACCACUGAAGGAGGAUGAGGACAGCCCUGCUGGCCAGGCCGUGGAAUUGGAUCCCAACGAGCAAGUGGAAAUUAACGACUCUUUGCCGGCCGAAAGUCCGACCAUUUCCCAGGUGAUUGUUCCCGGAAAUGGUAAGGCCGAUGGGCAAAAUGCAGAAGCAAAGAAAUCGCCAGAAGUUGAGAAGACUGUGGACAAGUCAAGCCCCAAGAACAACAGCCCUGCUUCAGCGAUGGAGAAUUUGGUGAACAGGACGUCGGAUAUGAAGUUAUCAGGAAAGAGAACACGAAGUGGGAGGCUUUUCGAAAUGAAGUCUGAAGGAGCAGUGCUGGUGGGUAGCGAAGAGAAGAAACCAUGCGAGAGCUCCCAGAGAAAGGCAGCAGGCAAGAAGAGAAGCUGUUCAGAACGGGAUAAACCGAUUUACCAAUUCGAGGUUCCCUGCAGCCAGGAUGAAAUCUCCAGCCGGAAACGCAAGAAAUUCAGCGAGCCGAAGGACCGGUUCCGUUAA
This is a messenger RNA of Stegostoma tigrinum, 1292 nucleotides long. It is a transcript of the gene hormad1, whose product is annotated as HORMA domain containing 1. The record is from RefSeq and is a predicted model, not a curated record. The transcript is spliced from 15 exons. Lineage: Eukaryota; Metazoa; Chordata; Chondrichthyes; Orectolobiformes; Stegostomatidae. The coding region runs from base 72 to 1292 and encodes 406 amino acids.